AUGCUAGCCGAGGAAGUUGAUGAUUGGUGGAUCAACACUCGUCAUGUGUUGGAUGUUGCAGCUGAAGUUGUAACUUGGGUUGUGUUCAGCAUGGAAUUUGUAAGAAAGAGGUUUCCAGAGUUGGUGAACAACUGUAGAAUUUAUGAAGAUGAUAGUACGACUCAGUCGGCUCACUACAGGGGGCAAUAUCUGAACUGUGGGAAGCCAUAUAGUGCUCCAGUUGAUAAAGGUAAACAAAGAGUUACUGAUGGUAAGAGGCCAAGUGGAGGAGGUGCUCUUACUCCUCUUAAGUGCUAUAGGUGCGGUGAGUUUGGUCAUCGUAUCAGUGAAUGCAAGAGUGAUGUGAAGAGGUGUUACAAGUGUGGGAUGUCAGGACAUCUGGUUGCUGAUUGCAGAGAGAAUAUGGUGACUUGCUAUAACUAUGGUGAACCAGGACAUAUCAAUACUCAUUGCUCGAAGCCUAAGCAAAUCUCAGCUGGAGGAAAAGUGUUCGCUCUGAAGGGAACUCAAACUUUCAGUGAUGACAAGUGUCAUACCCCAAUUUUGUCCGAGCAUUUUUAA
Lathyrus oleraceus (garden pea) is the source of this 561-nucleotide messenger RNA. RefSeq lists its product as uncharacterized. The coding region runs from base 1 to 561 and encodes 186 amino acids. The transcript has 2 exons. The record is from RefSeq and is a predicted model, not a curated record. Lineage: Eukaryota; Viridiplantae; Streptophyta; Magnoliopsida; Fabales; Fabaceae. Gene Ontology annotation, molecular function: zinc ion binding; nucleic acid binding.